Messenger RNA from Cryptococcus wingfieldii CBS 7118, 2013 nucleotides. Its product is annotated as nucleolar GTP-binding protein. NCBI's taxonomy places the organism in Eukaryota, Fungi, Basidiomycota, Tremellomycetes, Tremellales, Cryptococcaceae. Gene Ontology annotation, cellular component: nucleolus. The record is from RefSeq and is a predicted model, not a curated record. Gene Ontology annotation, molecular function: GTP binding; GTPase activity; RNA binding. The coding region runs from base 1 to 2013 and encodes 670 amino acids. Gene Ontology annotation, biological process: ribosomal large subunit biogenesis. The transcript is spliced from 6 exons.
AUGUCGUCCGUCGCCGGUCUCCAGAGGAUCACCCCCGUGCCCACCUCGGCAGAGUUUAUCGAUGUCGUCCUCAACAGCACGAUGAGGAAGACCCCCACCGUUAUCCACAAGAACUUCAAGAUCUCUCGUAUCAGAAACUUCUACAUGCGAAAGGUCAAGUUCACCCAGGACACCUUUGACGAGAAGCUCGGCAAGAUUGUCUCUGAAUUUCCCGUCCUCGACAACCUUCACCCUUUCCUCUCCUCCCUCUUGAACGUCCUUUACGACAAGAACCACUACAAGCUUGCUCUUGGUCAAAUCAACACUGCCCGCCACUUGAUCUCCCAAGUCUCCAAGGACUACUGCCGUCUCCUCAAGUUCGGUGACUCGCUCUACCGAUGUAAGCAGUUGAAGAAGGCUGCUUUGGGUAGAAUGGCCACCAUCAUGAAGAGGCAGAAGGACCCCUUGGCGUACCUUGAGCAGGUCAGGCAGCACAUAUCCAGGUUGCCCGCUAUCGACCCCAACACCCGAACCCUCCUUAUCUGCGGUUACCCCAAUGUCGGAAAGUCCAGUUUCGUCAACAAGAUCACCAGAGCCGAUGUUGACGUUCAGCCUUACGCUUUCACCACCAAGUCCCUUUUCGUUGGUCACAUGGACUACAAGUACCUCAGAUGGCAGGUCAUUGACACCCCUGGUGUUCUUGACCACCCUCUUGAGGAAAUGAACACUAUUGAAAUGCAGUCCAUCACUGCUUUGGCGCACCUUCGAAGUGCCGUCAUGUACUUUAUGGACCUUUCUGAGCAAUGUGGCUAUACCAUUGAGGCUCAGUGCAAGCUUUUCCACUCCAUCAAACCCCUUUUCCAGAACAAGCCCACUGUUCUCGUCAUCAACAAGAUCGAUAUCGUUCGACUUGACGACCUUUCUCCCGAGAACCGUUCCUACGUCGACACCAUCCUCUCCGACAAGUCCGUCAUCGUCGUCGAGGCUUCCACCUACACUGAGGAAGGUGUCAUCAACGUCCGAAACACUGCUUGUGACGCUCUCCUCGCCCACCGAGUCGAGGUCAAGCUCCAGGGUUCCAGGAUCGAGAUGGUCGCCAACAAGAUCCACGUUGCUGUGCCUCAAAAGCGAGACGACGUUGAGAGGAAGCCCUUCAUUCCUGACGCGGUCAAGGGCAGGGUCAAGUACGACAAGGAGAACCCCGACAGGCAGGUGUUGGAGCGGGACGUCGAGCAAGAGUUGGACCACUCUGGCCAGGGUGUUUACUCUGUCGACAUGAAGAAGAACUACUUGUUGGCGGACGACUCUUGGAAGUACGAUGUCAUGCCGGAGAUUAUCAACGGCAAGAACAUUGCCGACUUUAUCGAUGCCGAUAUUCUCGAAAAGCUCGAUGCUCUCGAGCGAGAGGAGGAGGCUUUGGAGAACCAGGGCUUCUACGCUUCCGAUGAGGAGGAAAUGCUCGACUCCGAAGGCGAAGAGUUCCAAGACGCCGCCAGGCAAAUCAAAGCCAAGAAGGCUUCCAUCAAGAAGAUCUCGCAAGAGAAGAACCACCUCCAAAACCGUCCCAUCAUCCCCCGAAAGAAGAAGCAUGUCUCCCUCACAGAAUUCACCGAGGGUAUGCGUGCUGCGGGCCACGAUCCCAUGGUUCUGGAGAAGCGUGCCGCCAGGAUGAUCGCCAAGAAGAAGCAGGCUUGGGAGAAGGCUCAAGCGGAGGACGCGGCUGCCGCCGAGGAGGGUGGUAUGGAUGUGGAGAUGGAUGGUGGAGAUGUGGAGAUGGAGGUUGCCCCUGGAGACAGAAAGGAACUCAAGAGGCGUGCUGCCCUUGCUACCACUCGUGCUCCCCGUACCAACCGUCUUACUGGUGGUGUCUCUACUAUGGGUCAACACGACAAGGCCAACGAGCUUCAAGCCUUUGCCCAGCGUCUUCCCAAUAGGUUGGCCAAGGCGUCCGAAAGUGAUAGGCAUGUCCCCAUCACCAGGCCCAAGUGGAUGUUGUCCGGAAAGAGAAAGAGUGGAACAAACGACAGGCGAUAG